AAGACAGACUGUCCUUUAGGAGAGUGGCUGUGGGGUGGAUCAGGAGCGCACAACACUUCCCGUCACACCUGGGGCUCUGCAUGUGGCUGGCUGAUGUGAGCCGGGCCUUAUGGCACAUGCCGGAACAUGGGCACUUGGGAUCCUCGCUGGGAGCCUCGGGGGCAGGAGACACUGGCCCAGCUGAAAUUGAUUUGGAGAAGGAAGACAGGACAACAGCCAAUCAAACAGUUCGUCCUCUGGAAAAGGCAGCAGCCAGCAGAACCCGGCGGGAGCCACCCCCCUGUGCCUCCACCUGCCUACCCUGCCUGCCCGAGAGACAGCGGACGAUGGAACCGGGCAGGACUCAGAUAAAACUUGACCCCAGGUACACGGCAGAGCUCGUGGAAGUGCUGAGAACCAAUUACAGCGUCCCAGCUGCCUGCUUCUCGUACCCUCCGACGGCAGCCCAGCUCCUGCAAGCCCUGGGCCCUGUGGAAAUAGCCCUCACGGUCAUCAUGACCCUCCUGGCCCUGGGCUCGGUGGGCCUCUUCCUGGAGGAUGCCAUCUACCUGCACAGGAACACUGGCUGUCCCAUCAAGCGCAGGACCCUGCUGUGGAGCAGCUCUGCACCCACGGUGGUGUCGGUGCUGUGCUGCUUCGGCCUCUGGAUCCCUCGCUCGCUCACGCUCGUGGAAAUGGCCAUCGUCGCGUUUUACGCACUGUGCUUUUACCUGCUCAUGCUGGUCAUGGUGGAGGGCUUCGGCGGAAAGGAGGUAGUGCUGAGGACGCUGAAGGACACCCCGAUGAGGAUCCACACGGGGCCCUGCUGCUGCUGCUGCCCCUGCUGCCCCCAUCUGCAGCUCACCAGGAGGAAGCUGCAGCUGCUGAUGCUGGGCCCUUUCCAGUACGCCUUCUUCAGGAUCUCACUGGCCCUGGUCGGACUCUUUCUCAUCCCCGACGGCAUCUACGACCCAGCAGAUAUCUCCGAGAAGAGCACCGCGCUCUGGAUCAACACUGUGAUGGGCGUGUCCACCUUGCUGGCUCUCUGGGCCCUGGGCAUCCUCUUCCGUCAGGCCAAGCUGCACCUGGGCGAGCAGAACAUGGGCGCCAAAUUCGCGCUGUUCCAGUUUUCAGGGCCGCCAUAACAAAAAUAGCACAAGCCAGGUGACUGGGAACCACGGGUUCUGGAGGCCGGAAGUCCAAAAGCAAGGUGUGCACAGGGCCACGCCCCUCCGAAGCCCGAGGAGAAUCCUGCCUUGCUCUGCUCCCUCCUGGAGGCCGCCAGCCUUGGAAUCCCCUGGCGGCUGCUCUCCAUGCCGUCCCUGCCUCCGUGGUCACAUCCUCUACUUCUGUGACAGCGUCCUGCUGGGUGAAGGGCCACCCCAUGCAUCAUGGGCUCACCUCGACUAAUUAUAUCAGCAGUGAUUCUAAAGUAACUGUUUCUAAAUAAGGACAUCCUGAGGUGCCCGGGGACAGAACUCAGUAUCUUUUUGGGGGGAUACAAUUCAACCCGUAACACAUACAUGAACAGACCUUCUUACAUUUUUCUACCUAUUACUGCAGAAAGCCCUGUAAUUCAUUACCACUGCCAACACUGACGCUCUUUAACCACAGCUAUUAACUACCUACACCAGGCACUUUGUAUAUGUUCUUGUAAAUGACCACAACAAUCGUAGGAGUCAUCAUUAUCCCUAUUUCGGGCAGAGAAACCGAGACCCAGAGACACGCUGAGGAUUGCCCUCAGGCGGAGGAGGGACGGAACUAGAACUUAAACAGCUCCAGCGCCAAGCCCCCUUUCUCCUUCUCCUUGCACUGCCUCAUCACUUUUGCAGCUCUCAGGAAAAGUCUGCCAAAGGCACACUUGUCUACCUCCUAGGCUUUACACUCUUAAAUGCUAAGGUGACUUUUCCGCCAAGCGCAGUGCCGUGACCCACCCUGGCGACCCUCCUCUCUUCCUUCAC
Messenger RNA from Chinchilla lanigera (long-tailed chinchilla), 1940 nucleotides. RefSeq names its product solute carrier family 51, alpha subunit (gene Slc51a). The record is from RefSeq and is a predicted model, not a curated record. Gene Ontology annotation, molecular function: transporter activity. Gene Ontology annotation, cellular component: plasma membrane; endoplasmic reticulum membrane. Bases 81 to 1124 code for a protein of 347 amino acids. The transcript has 10 exons. Gene Ontology annotation, biological process: bile acid and bile salt transport. Lineage: Eukaryota; Metazoa; Chordata; Mammalia; Rodentia; Chinchillidae.